AUGUUUAUGAAAAUAAUUAUUCUUGGCUGUGUUUUAUUUUGUGUGGUAUCGGCACAAAUUGAACAAAGCGAAUCAGAAUCCGAUCCAAUGAUGGUGGCCGAAACGGCCGCAGCAGGUGUAGGUAAAGCUGGUGUUGCUGGAGCCAAAGCAGGCUUUAAAAAAGGUGGUGCUGCUGGAAUAAAAGCUGGUAAAGCUGGAUUUGCAAUUGGUGGUGUUAAAGGAGGAAAAAAAGGUGCAUUCGCUGCUGGUGCUGCCGGAGGAGCGGCUGGUUUUAAGAAAGGUGGAAAAGCAGGUGCUGCCGGUGCAGUGGGUGGAAAAUUCGCCAAAUUCGGUAAAAAAGGUGUAUUCAAAAAAGUUGCUGGCGCUGGUUUCAACAAAAAAUUCGGUACUAUCAAAACCUUUGGGAUGGCACAAGGAUUUAAAUUUGGUAAAGUUGGUGGUGCAUUUGCUGCCGGUGGAAUGGCUGGUGCUUUUGGUAAAAAAGGCAAAAAAUUUGCUGCCGGAGGUGUGGCUGCUGGCAAAAAAGGUGGCAAAAAAUUCAAAAAAGGUUUUGCUGCAGCUGGUGGUGCUAAAGGUGGUAAAAAAUUCUUUGCUGGUGGCAAAGCUGGUUUCAAAAAAGGAGCUGCAGCCGGUGCAAAGGCUGCAUUCAAAAAAGGUGGUGUAGGCAAAAAAGUGGUCAAAGGUUAA
This is a messenger RNA of Dermatophagoides farinae (American house dust mite), 687 nucleotides long. RefSeq lists its product as uncharacterized. NCBI's taxonomy places the organism in Eukaryota, Metazoa, Arthropoda, Arachnida, Sarcoptiformes, Pyroglyphidae. The record is from RefSeq and is a predicted model, not a curated record.